This is a messenger RNA of Cladocopium goreaui, 888 nucleotides long. Lineage: Eukaryota; Dinophyceae; Suessiales; Symbiodiniaceae. The record is from the annotation of a GenBank genome assembly.
UUCACUUCUGGCACUGCCGCAGCAAUGGCGCUGGCAGAAGAGACUGCUGCGCAACGCUGAAGGAUCAUCACUGGGCGGAUGGGAGCCAGCUCCUUGCUAUUCUCGAUUGAAGCGAUUGUUGUGAUCUCGAAUCAGCUGUUCCUGGCAGUAGCAACUCUGCAGUAACGGAGUGCAGAUCGAAUAUUCUGGCUUGGCUGUUGUCACAGAAGACUUCCGCGAAGCCUUUGCUGCAUCGCUCCACCUUCAGCAUGUCUGCUCUCGGAUUUGGUUUUGGCAGCACAUGGCAGCACUGAUGGUGCAUGGUAUCACUGGAUGUGACGAAUGAGCAGGAUGGACUUUGGAAGCACUGAUGGCACUUGGAAUGUUUUUGGGAUUGCACCCAAGCUCCCAUGUCUCCAUGAUCUUGGACAAGACCUCGGAGCCUGCUCCAAGCUGCACCUCCAUUUUGGGCACCAGCCAUGUCAUGAAGCAGGCUCAAGUGCGGAGAAGAUUGCCGCUUGAUUCGAGCAGAAAUCGCACAUCAAUUGGCUCGAUUUGUCACUCCUUGCUGGGCUGGCCUCAUCUGCCUCAGAAUUCUGCAAUCUCUUUGAGUACUUCCUUCCGCUCGUCGUCAAGAUUGCAAGCCAUGCCUCAAGAGAGUCAAGAGAGUCAAAGCACUCGUGUGGAAGAGUCUCUGCAAUGCUCCAGUACGUAUGCUGCAAAAACUCCAGUACGGAAGCAGAAGUCUUUGACGAAGAGCUGGAGCUUUCCUCACUGCCACUGCCACUUUCAGAAUCGCUAGAGGCUUCAGAUUCAUCGGCUCUUUGAUCAGAGUGUGCACAUGACAGCUUGAACUUCGAAGUGACGGUGCAAGGCCACUGAUUGCAGCAUGUGUCACGCUCUGCCAGC